UAAAUUGUUCUUACACACUGCUCAGGGCUAAAGAAAUACUGCUAUUAAAUAAUUUUCGCUUCCUUGAAAAUUCUUGCUACUUUUGCCCUAACCACCAUUUUUCCUUCUAUCUUUCAGAUGUGAUUACUCAAGAUGUACUUCAAGUCAUUGGCCAUCCCCUCCCUAAUGGAGUGACUUUCACAGAGGGUCUGACUGGCGCUGCAUUCAAAUUUGAAGGAGACUCCAACGCAGGCCGGCAUGCUGAGAUCAUCCUGCCCACAGACUUCUCUGCCAACUUCCCUGAAUUCUCCAUCCUGAUGCUGCUGCGCCCCUACAGCGGUAGCAGGGGUACAGUCUUUGGUGUGACAGACCCCUACCACCAGACCAUCAUCCUCAGCGUGAACAUUACCAGCAUGUCUAUAGAGCAGAUGAGAAUAAGCCUCAUACUUACUAACAUAGACUAUACCAGUGAGUCGACAGAGGUAGCAGCCUUUCUCGUGCCUUCCUUCACAAACCAUUGGACGCAACUGGCGUUGAGUAUAAGGGACAACCAGGUUACCCUGUUUCUAGACUGUCAGGAACUUGGUAUGCAAUUUUUCGAUAAAAAUCAAGGAUGGCACAUCAGGAUACCACAGAUGGCUCCCCUUUUCAUUGGACAUCUAGGAACAGUGGGAGAACGGGUGCAAUAUCGGGGGGAUAUCCAACAGAUUAUUAUCACUAACAGUGCAGACUCGGCAGAAGAACAUUGCCCAAUCGGUGAAAUCUCGGGCAGCGGUUCCAUGGCACUCAGAGAAAGUGCUGGAGAGGAUUGGGCCUUCGUAUUUUCAGGAAGUGGGGAUGAACCAACAAGCAUGCCAGAGAUGCCAAUCACAUACUUCACCCAGUAUGACGCCGAGACUCCAUCAACUCCAGCAAAUAAUGUCCGGCUACCAGCCAGUGUACAGCCCCCUCUGGAGCAGGUGGCUACCAUCCUACCCAAGGCCCCACCCACCACGCCCACUUUGCAGGCCACGCCUUCCUCUCAACCAGCUGUAGUCGUUCCUCCUGGGGAUUCUAUGAAAGGACAGAAAGGAGAGGAGGGCUGGCCGGGAGUAAACGGUAUACAUGGCAACCCCGGCGUCCCAGGGCCACGUGGAGUAGGAGGUGAAACUGGACCCGAGGGGCCUGAGGGACCAAUGGGGCCCAAAGGGGAAAAAGGUGACUUAGGGGAUGCUGGCCCUGUAGGACCUCUAGGUGAGGAAGGGUUUCCGGGUGUGGCCGGUCCUCCUGGUGACCCAGGGGUCAAGGGUGAGGAAGGUGACCAAGGAAUGACCGGAGCAACAGGAGCAAAGGGAGAGCCUGGAGUAGGUGUCCCAGGUCUACCUGGUGUUGCGCCGACCCUCAGCUCUGAAUAUAUGAUGCGUCUGGGAGGUGAAAAGGGUGACCCUGGAAGGGAUGGUUACCCAGGUGUACCGGGUGUUCAAGGACCAAUGGGAAUCCCAGGAGUUGAUGGUAUAGGAGUGCCAGGUCCAAAAGGAGAUAAGGGUGAAGUAGGACUAGGCUUGCCUGGCUCUCAAGGUAAACCUGGUAAAGAAGGACCAAAGGGAGAGACUGGGCAAAGAGGACUGCCAGGUCCCUCAUCUCUUGAAAGUUUUAUUGAGGGAUCUGGACUGGAGAUGUUUGUUGGGCCUCCUGGUCAACCUGGUUCUCCUGGACGUCCUGGAGUGAUGGGACCGCACGGACCCCGAGGUGAAUCUGGUCUGGAUGGGAUUCCUGGUCUGGAUGGUGUUCCAGGACAACCUGGUCCUGCAGGCCGAGAUGGAGAACCUGGUCCCAAGGGAGAACCGGGAGCUCUGACGGAAGAGGAGAUCCUAGAUGAGAUCGCUAACCUAACUGCCGAGUUUGAGAUGGAGGGGUUGUCUGGAAUGGAUGGGUUUAAUGGAUCCAGAGGCCCUCCUGGUGUACCGGGUGCUGUUGGUCCUAAAGGAGAUUCUGGUAUGGAUGGAAAUCCUGGAAUGAAAGGUGAAAGGGGAUCAUCUGGUCUCCCUGGUCUUGAAGGACCUGAGGGAAUGAAGGGCGGCCCGGGUCAGAAUGGCAUACCAGGUGUACCAGGCAUUGCUGGAAUACCAGGGGAAUCUGGUCAGAAUGGAGCCAGGGGUGCACCGGGCCCAGCUGGUCCCCCAGGGCCACCAGGACCCUCACCCCUCCUACCACCGGGCUUCCCAUGGACCAAUAUGGCCCUGAAUCAAGACCAGGAAGGAAGUGCUGAUGGAAGCGGGGUAUGGAGUGGAACUGUUCCACCUUACUUGAUGGGAUCUCCUGGUGUACAAGGCCCACCUGGACCAGAGGGUAUGCAAGGAGAACCAGGACUGGUCGGAGAACCAGGAAUCCCAGGAGAGCCAGCAAUCCCAGGGAUGCCUGGUCUAACAGGAGAGAGGGGAGAGAGGGGGUUGCCUGGACCUAGGGGAAUGGAGGGAGAGACUGGUAUGGAUGGAGCUGCUGGACAAAAGGGUGACACUGGCGAUCCUGGAGUUCCCGGACAGCCGGGAGCAGAUGGUUUUCCCGGACCACGUGGUGUAGGGGUCCAGGGUCCACCUGGAGACCGUGGUCUCCCUGGACCAAGAGGGAUCCAAGGACUCAAGGGAGAUGUAGGAGAACAAGGACCUGCGUGUGAAAUCCCACCAGAAAUCCUUGCCUUGUCUGAGCACUUUGCUGGAGUGGGUUCAGGAGACAUAGGAGGAGGCAUGAUGACCAGGGCACCGCAGGAAUUAACUAGUACAAAGGGAGAGAAGGGUGAUAUAGGUUUUGAUGGAGUACCUGGCAUGGAUGGUCAGCAAGGAGCUAAAGGCUAUCCUGGGCCUAGAGGACCUGGCGGUGUAGUAGGACCUAAAGGAAAUAAUGGUACCCAAGGAGAGAAAGGAGACGUAGGGGCCGUUGGUUAUGCAGGACCAAGAGGAGUUAAAGGAGACAAGGGUGAUAUGUUCUUACCUACAGAGGAGGAGAUGCUGAUGUUGAAGGGUGACGGUGGAGAUACAGGAAGGAGAGGAAAGAAAGGACUUAAAGGCCAGUUUGGUAUCCCAGGAAGACCUGGUCGCGUGGGAAAAACAGGUCCAGAGGGACAGACUGGACCAGAGGGGCCCGUGGGACCACAAGGUCCACCAGGUCCAUCUGGUGGUGGAGAGGGUACCUGUGAGUGUGAUCCUGCAGCCUUCCCUCCUGCAUUCUUCCCACCCGGAGAGAAAGGAUCCAUGGGUGCUCCUGGUUCUCCUGGUCCCAUGGGUCCUGAUGGUGUGCCUGGAGCUCCAGGUCUACCUGGCGUGCAAGGUCUAAGAGGACUACAAGGUUAUGCAGGAGAACCUGGUAUUGAGGGACUGGAAGGAAGACCGGGUGCACAAGGAGUACCAGGAGUGCCUGGAAUAGAUGGAGCGAGGGGAGAAAAGGGUGAUCCAGGAGAUUUCUUUGUGAAUGACGAGGUGUUUAUUGGACCACCAGGGGAACAAGGUCUUCCAGGCAGAGAUGGUCAACCAGGACAGAGCAUCAAAGGAGACACCGGUGAACCAGGUCACGGCGCUGAAGGCAUGCCUGGUAGAGAUGGGCGUGAUGGUUCCCAAGGUCCCCCCGGCCCCCCAGGAAUGCCCGGUCAUCCAGGCGAACCAGCGUACUACACUGGAGAUGGAAAUGGUGAAAGGGGACCGAAGGGUGAGCCUGGUGAGCCGGGCAGGGAGGGCCAAUCAGGUGCCCCAGGGUUCGAUGGAAGACCAGGAUCUAGGGGCCCACGUGGACCACAAGGACCCACUGGCUAUGGAGAACAAGGCCCACCAGGGGAGCCUGGAACUCCGGGUGAGCCUGGGAGAGGAAGCAUUGGGCAUUUAGGAGGUGGAGAUUAUGUAGGGAUGGCCAGGUUUGCCACCAUCCAGGACAUGCUAGAUGGCAUGAGAGACCUGGAGGUGGGCACUCUGGCCUUCAUCAUACGGGUCCAGGAACUCUACAUCAGGGUGGAGACUGGCAUGCAACAAGUACUGCUGGGAGCUACCUUUACCUUACCACCUACCUCCGAACCACGCCCACAACCACGCCCUCAACCACGCCCACAACCAUCCAUUACAUCGAGAACUACUACUACUACAUUAAUACCUACCACCACUCUUGCACCAUUUGUGGAUCCAACCGAGCCUCCUCAGAUCCCAGGUCCAGGACUAACAGAUAGAACAGAGGAGCCUAUCCUUCCAGGACCAGAAAUACCUGUAUCAGACCAACCUAUGCUCUACAUGUAUGCCCUAAAUACACCCCAAGAGGGAUACAUGAUUGGCGGAAUCAGCGGUGCCGACUUCAAGUGCUGGAAACAAGCGAAGGCAGCAGGACUCAAAGGAACGUAUCGAGCCUUCCUCUCAUCCCCUCUGCAAGAUAUCAGGACUAUAGUGAGGAAACAGGACAAAGGAUUACCCAUCGCUAACGGAAAGCAAGAAGUUUUGUUCAAUUCUUGGGAUGACAUCUUUAGCACGGAGAACGAAGCUCCAUUCCAUGACUCCUUCCACAUAUACUCCUUCGAUGGUAAAGAUGUUAUGACCGAUGAAACAUGGCCUGAUAAGUACAUGUGGCAUGGGUCCUACGCCAACGGUGAGCGAAUGGCCGAGAGUUUCUGUGAAGCCUGGAGAGCACAAAAUCAUUUUGCUCGCGGUCAAGCUAGUCCUUUAUCUGAUCAUAAAUUAUUAGGACAAGAUGAGUUCCCUUGUAACAACGCCUUUGCUGUUCUAUGUGUGCAGACGGCUCGACCUAAUGCCAGGAAGUAAAAUAAAUACCAUCAUCUUUCCGUAUAGAGUUCUAUCUUACCUUUGAAUCUUUUGAUUUAGAUUAAAUUCCUCAUAGUGAAUUUAUAAUUAAUGAUGUAUUCAAAAGAUAUGUGAUGGAGAUAUUUGCAGUUUAAUACAACUGACUUGCAUCCUGCACUCAUCCUUUGUUGUUUAGUCAAAUCAGGUUUGAUUUAUAAAUAUUGAGGUAUCUGUUUAGCAAAGUACUUGUUCACAAUUGAGAGCAGAACAUUGCAAAUUAAAAAUGCAUCGAGAUGAACCCUCAUGCACACCCAAGAAAAUCAUUUCAAUAAUGCUGAUGUUGAAAUGGCAUUAACUCUUUAACAAUUUGUUGGUGUUUCCUAAUAGUCUAUGAAAAAGGCCAUUUUUGAAAAUGCCAGGAAGGGUACUGAUGAACCUAUAAUGAUGACAAACUAGGAAGAUUUUUAGUGUGAAAUAAUGUAUAUUUCUUGGAGUUUAGCUCACACUUGAUUUGCUGUACUGGACAAGUACUUCCUAGAGUAAAAAGUGUAAAUAAUUAUUUAUGUCAUUUCAAAAUAUUUUAUGAUAAUGAUAACAUUUUGUUGAAAUUAGGACAAAUAGUGAUAUUUGAGGAAAAUCAUCACAGAAACUGAUGAUUGAAAAAUCCUUCCAAUUAUGGGCCUUUGAAAUUGUCUUCCAUACCAGUAUGUAGUUUUAUAUGUGAUAUGUAGAUGGAUGAAUCUAUCAAAGAUUGCAAUGUCAGUUUUGGAGUUGUAAAUUUGAUGUAAAUCCAACUCUCAAAUUGACAGAUUCAUAGAACUAUUCCUGUCUUCCCAGAUGUAAAAGAAGAGAAAUUCUUAGUUGAUAAGAAAAGAUAGAGACACAAGGAGAGACUGAAGUAUUAAAUUGAGGGUGGUGUGAAAAUGGAAGUGGAAGAAAUAUGUUUUCUAGUGUGUGUAGAAGGAAUUUUCUAGGUUUAUAUACUUCAAGCAGCUCAACCAAAAACAAUUUAACAGGUAUGUUAACUGAUCACAUUGAACGGGUGUUAUCCUUGUUCUCUCCAUUUUUCAGAUCAAUCUCUGGAUAAGAUAUGGAAUUAGUUAUGGAAUUGCAUUUCAAAAGAAAGUUGCUUUAAUUGAUUCUGUAUAAAUUGUUAAUUUAGAAUUUUAAAAAAGUAAUGAAAACUUGCUGGACAUCACGUUCAUCCUACUUCAGUUUGAAUAAUGUAAUUACUUUUCUAAAGAAGUUAAUUUAUUGAUUCUGAAUUAUCAAUGGUCAUAUUACCAGAAUUUUAAAUUAUCUUUAACUGAACAAAAAUUGUAUAGAUGAGUGAUGAAGACUUGCUUUUUUUGUUUAACCGUGGAGGUUCUUAUAGAUUUUAGAAGUUGGAUCCAGAUUACUCAUAACAUACUAUUAAAAAGGGGAACAAGAAAUGGAAUAAGAAAUUUGACUCAUCUAUGACAUUGUCUUUCUGAGUGACAUUUUGUUCAAAAUGUCACUAACUACAAACAGUUUUGUAUUUAUCUUGUGAUUACCAAUUGAAGAUAUGAAUAGCAUCUGUGGUAUUUUUGUACAGAAUAGGUAGGCAUUAUUUUUCUUGUACAUGUACUAGAAUUUUUUACUCAGUGAAAAGUAGGACAUGGAUCAAUACUGCAUUUGCUAAAAAUUUGCAAAAGUUUUAACAUUUUUACUUGAUAGAAAGGAUCAUGUCAAAGCGAUUUAUUGUAUGUAUUUAUUUUAGCAGGUUUGAUAAAUCUUAGCUUGAAGCUUUGUAUACUUACUAUGUCUGCUAGCUAUGCCACACAUUAUGUAGGAUUCAUGAUGAAAAUUGCUUUUUUUUAAUCUGCAGAUCUCAAUUUACCUCAGUAUGGGAUGCUGACACAUAUUGCGCAAAUUUGACUAAUUUUGGUGCUAAUUUCAGAUUGCAAAGAGAAAGAAAAAAUGCGUAGCUUGAAAAGAGCUGUAUAGUCUGUGGAAAGUAGAUAUUACUGCCUUUUUAGGAUUGUCCUUGUAAAUAUCAUGAGUAUUUUACCCCCUUUCCCCUUAUUUGAUUGUCAGUUUGCUAUUGUGUAGAUAUCUGGAUAUGAAAUGUUUCUGUAGGUAAAUUAAGACGCAUUAUCAAAAGUCAAACCUAAUCUGGUGCUAUAUUUAUAUUGAUAAUACAAAUAUUUGUGCUCACAUUUUUUACUCUUAGCUUUUCUCAUAUUUUUCUUUUCUUUUUCAAAUUGUACACCAUUGCUUUUUAUGAAGUAGUUGUAACGUAAGUAUUGCUGCAGACUCAAUUGCCCGCUUGCCACUCUGGGGCAACCAAAAACUCAAGCCUAUCCAGUCGGGCAACUAAAGGAAUUAUAAUCUUUCAAUGUUUGUGUUUAUGGGACAAGUGAACUCGUUGGUUAAGCAGGUGAACGAAAAUAUAAUACAAAUAUUGUUGCUCACUGAAAAAUGUGACUUAAUUCACCAUCGAGAUGUUUAAGGAGUCAUGUACAUUUCAUAUGUUGUGUAAUUUCAGAAUAAUCUCAGGCACAAAAAUGCUGCAUUUAAAGCUAACACAAACAUAGAUCGCAACCUCAGAUCGAUGACUUUGCAAUGCUGACUCUCCCAGGAAAACUGACUCUACUGCCUUUUCAUUUUUAUUUUAAAGCUCAUUUAAACACUGCAUUCAUAGAAAAGAGCCUGUAGUGUAUCUAUUUGGCACAGAAGCCUUGCCAAUGCCUUAAAUCAUUGUAGCAUAGGACUUAUACAAUGUUGUUUAUAUGUUUGUAGCAUGAAUCCUGAGAAGUUGUUGGUAGAAUUAAUUUUUGCUGCACGCGUGGGGGCUUAAAAGUGAGAACUGAACUUUUGUUGGAUAGAUGAGCUGAUGAUACUGUGAAAGUACUUUUAAAGAUGAUGCUCAAAUGACACAUCUGUUUAGUGAUAUUGUCAGGGACACUUAUACUUUCAAACCUAAAUACAAAUAGUAUACAGAUAUUGACUGGUAGAGUGUGUAAUAUAACAUUUUUUGACUGCCAAAAGACUUGUAUUUUCCCAGGGGGUAUACUUUUACUCGGGAAAAGUUGCUCCCUUGCUGUCCAGAAAAUGUUAUAUUACAACGCCCUACCGGUCAAUAUCUGUUAUAUAGAUAGCCUUAUAUCCUUCUUGAGCCUUCCAUGUCAAAUGUGCUUGGCUUAGACAAUGCAAACAAUUGGUACAUGUGACUUGCACGCAUGGUUGCUUGGAUCAGAAAAAAUGACCGUGCAAGAAAUAUGCUCAUUACGACCCUCACAGUCAAUGUCACCUGAUGAGCUGUGGACUAAUAACUACUUUGUAAUCUGUUACCGGUAAUUUAAUUUUAAUUUUCUUUCUCUUUUCCCUUUUUUUUUAAUUGAAUGUGUUUUAGAGAUUUUAACAAAUGACACAUUGCCUCAUCUCGCUUUUAAAAUGUUAGAUGUUAAGUUUUUAGUUUAUAUUAUUUUGAAGUAUUUUGUACAAAUAUUGCUUGCCAGGUGCCUAGGCUAUUCUACGUUUGUUUUCAUACAACUCAUUCAUUAGUGCCGUUUAUGUUUUGAUAAAAUUAUUUUUUAUUUGUUCUGUUCAUAUCUUAUUUAUGAAACAUUUAGAAAUUUUGUAGAUAUUUGUUUUAUCAGUAAUAUCAAGUUUUCAUUUGUUGCAGAUUUUAAUGGUGUUUGACAAUUCUUUUGUGUAUCAAUUUCCUGUUUAGUUAACUAAAAAGCCAAGAAGAUGCUUCUAAGUACAUGUUACAUUUUGGUCUAGAUAGUCUUUAUCCUUUUCAAAACAAAAAUGAGAGAAUACAGCAACAUAUUUUGUACCCAUAAGACGACUUCUCGUUUGAAUGUCAUAAAAAGUAGCAUGUAAUGAUUGGAAAAUCUACGUACAAUUUGAAUGUUUGAAUAUGAUCAUGUAUUUAAUUGUUUUGGGUCUUAUAUUUAAGUUAUUAAAAAUCACUAAACUCCAAAGUUCAUCAUUUGUCUCGGAAGCUUGUACUUUCAUUUUGUAUGCCAUUUGAUACAGUCCAAAUGAAGUCAGACUUAUGGAUUCUGAUUACAAAUGUUUGUGAUCGAAACCUAUGCAAUAAAAACUUAUGUUUACAAAGGAAA
Messenger RNA from Strongylocentrotus purpuratus (purple sea urchin), 8821 nucleotides. RefSeq names its product collagen alpha-1(I) chain. Lineage: Eukaryota; Metazoa; Echinodermata; Echinoidea; Camarodonta; Strongylocentrotidae. The record is from RefSeq and is a predicted model, not a curated record. Bases 297 to 4748 code for a protein of 1483 amino acids. The transcript has 38 exons.